Molecule: messenger RNA, 1243 nt
Organism: Magnolia sinica
Lineage: Eukaryota; Viridiplantae; Streptophyta; Magnoliopsida; Magnoliales; Magnoliaceae
Product: peroxidase 20-like
Exons: 4
Coding region: 194-1231 (345 amino acids)
Biological process (GO): hydrogen peroxide catabolic process; response to oxidative stress
Molecular function (GO): heme binding; peroxidase activity
Source: RefSeq, a predicted model, not a curated record
ACGUAGUCGGAGAUUAAGCUUUUUCCUCCUGGGAACCGGUCUCUACUCAAAAGAACAUCUAUAAAUAGAGACAUGAUGGGUGCUUACAUUCCUGCCAAAGAGCAAAAACCAUCUUCAUGUAAUUUCAUUUCUACCAGCAUUCUCACCACUCCCAAUUGAAGCAUUUCCAAGGCUUUUUCUUUUUUUUUCACUAAUGGGCCUGAUUAGGAUAUUGCUAAUGGCGAUAUUUCCUAUAGCAAUCUCUUUGUUAGUUUUUCAUGGCAUCGAAGCUUUUGAUGAUGGGUUGGUCCUUUUUCCUGACUACUACAAAAAUUCAUGCCCACAAGCAGAGAGGAUUGUGAGACAACAGGUCAGGAUCGCCAUACGAAAAGACCCUCGAAUGGCUGCGUCGCUCCUCCGCCUCCAUUUUCAUGAUUGCUUCGUUUUGGGAUGCGACGGAUCAAUUCUGCUGGACAGCAUCGACGGUAUCGAAAGCGAAAAGGGAGCAGUCCAGAAUAUAUAUUCAAUCAGAGGAUUUGAUGUGGUGGACAAAAUAAAGGAAUUACUGGAAAAGAAAUGCCCUGAAACAGUUUCUUGUGCCGAUAUUCUUGCAAUAGCAGCCAGAGAUGCUGUUCAAUUGAGAGGUGGGCCACAGUGGAAGGUUGAGUUGGGUAGAAGAGACUCUUUGAAGGCGAGCCUGAAUGAUGCGAACCUCAACAUUCCCAGCCCCAACUCCACUCUAGAGGUCCUCAUUUCUAACUUUGAAGCCCAAGGUCUCAGUUUCGUCGACUUGGUCACUCUUUCAGGCAGUCACACUAUUGGAAAAUCAAGAUGUCUAAGCUUUAAGGACAGGAUUUACCACGAAGAUGAAACUGAUGUUCCCAUACAUUCUGAAGUGGACCAUAAUCAUAAGAGAAGUUCUAUGUUUCGUCGAAUCCUACGGUCUAUAUGCCCGAGAUCUGAUAAGAGAGAUGAGGCCUUGGUCCCUCUCGACUUCAUGACUUCGGCCAAGUUCGAUAACACAUACUACAUAAACCUUCUUCAGGACAAAGGGCUGCUAGAGUCUGAUAAUGUACUUAUUUCUCAGGACCCAGGAGGUGAGAUUGUGAAGUUGGUGUGGACAUACGCAUCUGAUCAACGUAGAUUUUUUAAAGAAUAUAAGUUGUCGAUCGUGAAGAUGGGGAGAAUCAAUCCGCUGGUCGGGGAUGAGGGCGAGAUCCGACGGAACUGUAGCCUUGUGAAUUCAUGGUGACCCGAGUUGAAG